CAACACCAAAUACAGUAACAAUAGCAGCGAUUGGAUAGCAAAACUGGCGCUGCCCACUGUCUGCUCACGCCCACAAUGACAGCCGCUCCGCCCGCCCAUGAUAAUGGCGAACAGCAGCAACAACAAUAUGCAUUAGUUAAGCGCGCCGAAGAUGAACGCGAGGAUAUUUUCAAGCGCUACGAACUGGGCCUGGAUCCCAACAAUGUGGUCGACUCCUGGGAGAAUCCCACAUUCGAAAUCUAUCACAUAACCGACAAAUACGGCUUUAUGCACGACUCCCGCCUGCCAUCAUCACGCGACUCACAGGAAGUGCAUCGCAACAAGAUUGAGCUGGAGCGGGACAAGAAAUGGAUGAAAAUGUUAAACCAUUGGCCGCCGCCACAGGAUAAACUGCAUAAGCGCGUCUACAAGGGUAUUCCGGAUAAGGUACGCUGGCCAGCUUGGAAACAGUUGCUCAAUGUCGAUGACUCGAUGAAGAACAAUGUGGGCGUAUAUGCGCGCAUGCUACAGCUGGCCAAACAGAAUGCCACAGAGACGCGGCAAAUCGAUGCGGACGUAAAUCGUCAGUUUCGUGACAAUCUCGCCUAUCGGGAACGCUACAGUGUCAAGCAAUGCUCGUUGUUCAAUGUGUUGAAUGCGUACAGCAUCUACAACUCGGAGCUGGGCUACUGCCAGGGUAUGGCUUGUGUGGCGGGCGUCUUGUUGCUCUACAUGCAGGAGGAGGAGGCAUUCUGGGCACUCAAUACCCUAAUUACGGAUCGUAAAUAUGGCAUGCACGGCCUGUUCAUCGAAGGAUUCCCAAAGUUGACACGCUUUAUUGAGCAUCACGAUCGCAUUCUAUCCAAGAUAAUGCGCAAACUGCAUAAACACUUUAUCAAAAACAAUGUGGAUGCACUGCUCUAUGCUAUCAAGUGGUUCUUUGUCGUCUUUGUGGAGCGCGUGCCUUUUAGUCUGAGUUUACGGGUGUGGGAUAUCUUUCUGCUCGACGGAGAUAAAGUUAUUUUGGCCAUGGCCGUUACCAUUCUCUAUCUGCACAAGGAUGAACUGCUGCGCCUCAAGGAUAUGGAUGGUAUUAUUGAAUAUCUGCAGGUGAAGCUUCACAAGAAUUUCGGCUACAACGACGACGACGCCAUCCAGGCGCUGGAACGUGUAAUGAAGAAGCUAAAGGAUCUUAAGCUUGAUGUUCCGCCACCAGCGAAAUCCAAUGAGUUUCCCACUCGACAGCUGGGCGUGUUCGUAGAAGCGGAUCGAGAGAAGAAGACCGGACGCAGACGUGACUACAGCGAUACGGAAAAGCAAGUCUUAACCGAUGUGAUAUCAAGACAAGAACAAAACGCAAUUGAGGUGCAAUCAACUGUAUCAUAUGAGACAUCCGAGUGCGCUACUGGUGAUGCGUAUUCAAUGAAAACCUAUCAGAGUAUGACUAGUUUAGCCACAUCGCCGGCGAUUAGCAGUUACUCGCUGUAUAGCAAUGGGUUUGUGAUCACCGGUCCCGAAGACAACCGCAGCCAGAGUGUUAACAAUCUCAACUAUCCCUGGCACCAGAUGCAUCACCUCCAAUCUGUUGAUUCAUUGCCAAAUGGCCGGGGCAAGAGGCAUAGUUACAGCAGCGAUAGCGAUAGUCGCAAUCGUCUCGAUCUGGACAUGGCGCUGGAGGCGCUUCAAUGUCAACAGCUGCAGUUGCAGCAUGAGAAUCACCAAACCGUAUCAUCUCCAGCUCCAACUCCAGCUCACAGCGUACGCAUCAUUGUCCAGAAUGGGAAAGGAGAUGAUCGGCACGAGAAGAUUACAACAAAUGUGCACAAACAUAAUGUUGUUGUUAAUAACGAAAAUAAUGCUAUAGGUGGCAAUACUAAUGCCAAUGCUAAUGAUGAUGAUGAUGAUGAUGCGCUGAGCGUGGAGAAUACGCGUCUUUAGUCUGUUUUGUAUAUUUUAAGCUUUAUUUGUACUUGAUUUGAUCUUUGAUUUUGCCGUUGCUCAAAGUUAAAUGUUAUGCCAAUUAAUUAGUGAAUGAAAUUUAUGUAAUUAGCUUUAAUUUGGCUAUCAAAAUAGUUGUUCAAAUUUUUGCCUAGCACAUAAUCAUAUGAUAUAUACCUAUAUAUAAAUAAUGUGUAUUGUAAUAACGUUACUGUAUUACGUUAAAAAUUUCUCAAAAUUCUGAUAUUACAUGUACUGAUAUAUGGAUCAGUCCUAUUCCACUGAUAACUGAUAAUUCCUAAGAUACUACCAACGAUUCCAGCAAUACGUACAACGAUUUCAAUGCACAACCAACCAACUAACUAUUUUCUACUACUUACGUAUUUAUUAACGCCCCCACUUAAUUAUUCCUGAUAAAUUUAUACUACUUUAUACCUUAUACAGAACAAACAAAACAUAUUCAAAUGAUAUGUCUGCCUAAGUU
Drosophila innubila is the source of this 2401-nucleotide messenger RNA. It is a transcript of the gene RN-tre, whose product is annotated as USP6 N-terminal-like protein. The coding region runs from base 76 to 1917 and encodes 613 amino acids. Lineage: Eukaryota; Metazoa; Arthropoda; Insecta; Diptera; Drosophilidae. The transcript is spliced from 5 exons. The record is from RefSeq and is a predicted model, not a curated record.